Molecule: messenger RNA, 5280 nt
Organism: Notolabrus celidotus (New Zealand spotty)
Lineage: Eukaryota; Metazoa; Chordata; Actinopteri; Labriformes; Labridae
Gene: ciita
Product: class II, major histocompatibility complex, transactivator
Exons: 22
Coding region: 70-4857 (1595 amino acids)
Biological process (GO): positive regulation of MHC class I biosynthetic process; positive regulation of MHC class II biosynthetic process; inflammatory response
Molecular function (GO): protein binding; ATP hydrolysis activity
Source: RefSeq, a predicted model, not a curated record
CAGAGAGUCAGUCAUCUCAACAGGGGGUCGUCUCAGCAGCAUCGAUGCCCAGGAUCAGCAGCGGUCACCAUGGCCCGGUUUGAGAAGGUAUUAGACCGAGUGCAGCUGGCUCUGUCAUGGGCGUCUCCUGCAGAGAUCACAGCUCUGAUCGACGGUCUGGUGAAGGAGCAGAUCCUCUCAGAGGGCUACGCCAAGAGCUUAAGUCUGAACCAGCUUACAGCGAACAUCGCAAACAUGCAGAUCCACAGCAGACCAGGAUCUGAUUAUUACGCCCAAGGAUGUACGGCCCACUACCAGAACCAAGGUCAACCCAACCAGGGGAGGACAUAUGGGUCAUCACGGUGUGGAGGAGCUGGUUACAACCAAACAAGAUCAGAGUCAUGGAUCAUGGAUGGACCAGACUGCAUCACCUCUGAGUCAAGACUUCAUCCACUGAACGAUGAAGUCCACUUCAAUCACACGCUCUUUUCUGCACAAGACUUCCAAUACAGCUCGAAUGAUGAAGUGACAGAACUGCUGAGAAGUGCACAAUCAGAGCAGGAUAGAGAGAGUGAUAGUGAAAGAAUGAUGGAGGGGAAUUCUGCAGAUGAAAAGGAGUGGUCAGAGCAGGUAGAGCAGGCCGCCCGGAGGAUAGCCAUGCCUCUGUGGCAGCACUGGGAACGAGGACAGAGCAUGUUGCUGCCGCUGGUUCCUCAUACGACUACUGACUCUGAAACAAGAGAGGACACAGACAGCGGAGCACCGUAUCCUUUCAUGACUACUGAAGAGGAAACAGAGCUCGCAGUAGCAUGCAGGACACUGGACGAGUAUGGUGCUGAGUCUUUCAGCACAGAGACAGACAUCACAAAGUUUGUGGAAGACUUAUCUUUGCACGAAACAGUUGGAUUUUACACGGAUCAGUCUGACAUCUCUGGGACAAUGAGACAUGCAUCACCUGUGGAAACACCUGCAAACACAAACUACAUCACACACAGGCCAGAGGAGGUCCUGGAUGUGUGGAUGGGAGCUGACAGGACCACAGAAGACCUGCUUUGUUCGGCAGCACACGGACAAUGUGCCGUUGCACGACUGUUUUCUCUGUGUGCAGGCGAGGAGACAUGUACUGACACACCAAACAGAAACACAAGCGGGACAUUAGAUGCUGCUUAUAAUGCAGGAUAUGUUUCUAUGAGUCCUUACAGUUCAGACAUGUGCAGCACUGAUGGAAGAACAGAUGAGGAUGAGAAUAUAGGAGACACAGAUCUGUUGGAGUCAAGCUGGGGUGUCAUGAUGCAGGAGGGGGAGCACGACCCGUUCUUUGGUCUCAACCCGGAGGAUCUCCCAGAUGAUUUAUCUGAGUUCUUGAACGAGGAUUACUUGAGGACGAUAGACACUGAUGACUUCUUUGGGGGUCCGUGGCUGAGCUGUGGGGAUGAACUUAACAGCUUCAGUGACGCAGGAAAGCCAACAGAGCCGCCCAACCAGGACCGACCCCAGCAGAGACAGAGUGAUGAACUGAAAGACAAAACAAAUCAAAGGAGGAAAAGACCGAGAGCUCCCAGGUCACAGCGAUGCUCUGAUGAAAACACUCCAUCCAGGCCCAAACGACAGAGAGCAGCAGGACGACAGAAAACCAAAGAGGCACAGGCUGAGGCCCCUGUGAGGACAGGCACUGAUGCAGGAUCAGAGCAAAGUCCUACAGAGGUGUCCGGCCUCGCCACCACUCCACCAAGAAUCCUUCACCUCCAUCCCUCCAUCAAGUUCAUCACAAUCCCAGAGGCUGGGGGUUAUCACGUGGUUCAGGCGCUGAGACUCUCUCCUCCGGUUAUACGGCUUCCUCUCCCUAACACAGCUGCUGCUCCUACGUACAUCCUCGUGCCUGCUUCAUCGCCGCCACCUUGCAGACGCCAACUGCCCCCCCUCUCACCAGUUGGCGGUGCAGUAGCGCCCGUCCAGAUGAGCUCAUCCCCGCCUGGAUCUCAGUCAGACACGGCGAGCAGAGCCAUGUGUCCCCCUGCUGCUCCCCCCCUCUCUCCCAGCAUUGAGUCGUCCCCCUGCAAGGAGCCGGUUCUCCCUCAGUCCCCCCCAGUCCUCGAUGUCCCAGGCGUUGUAAAGGACUACAUCCAGGAAGCCAAAGCCCACAUGAGUCAGGCCUGCCAGGAUAUGGAGGCGGGGCUUAACCUGACCUCUCAUUAUGUGGAGGUGAGAGUGAGUCAGAGAGAGAGUGCCUGCUCUGGAAAAAACACAAACAAGUUCCUGGACAAGGAGAUGCUCGCCAUGGGGAGCACGGCGCGUGAGAAGAGCCUGAUGAAGAGGGAUCAGAUCUUCGGAGGCUUGAACGGAAACAAACCCAGACGCUACAUCUUGCUGCUCGGCAGUGCCGGCAUUGGAAAAACCACCCUGAUCAAGAAGCUGUGCCUGGACUGGUCCAGAGACCGCAUCCCUCAGUUUGACUUUGUCUUCUUGUUGGACGGCAAAGCUCUUACUUCAAGGGAACCGAACCUCAGCCUUCAAACUCUCUUAUUGAAUGACUCCUCGUUCGCCUCUCCCUGCACGGACCCGGAGGAAGUCUACGCUCAGAUCCUUGCUGCUCCUAAGAGAGUCCUCGUCGUGUUUGACGGGUUCGACGAGGUACGGGACUACGAAAGUCUGCUCCAGACUCAGGAAAGAGACUUGGUAACAUCACUGCAGAAAGACAGCAAAGCGCAGAUCUUCACUGUGAGACAAUUGUACUCUGCGGUCCUGCAGAGGGUCCUCCUUCCAGACUGCACCCUCCUGCUGUCCACCAGACCACGAGGAAGUGCAAACCAGCUACUGCGACGGACAGACAGCCUCCUGGAGAUGAGUGGCUUCACCCCUGGGGAUGUGGAAACGUAUUUGUCUCAGUACUUCACUGACGCUGCUCUCAGAGACUCUGUGUUGGACUACUUAAAAGACUGCAGCUAUCUACGUCUCCUCUGCUGGAUCCCCGGACUCUGUCGGCUGGUCUGCUUGGUGUUAGAACAGGCCAAAUGUUUGGAGGAUCUACCCAAGACCUUCACAGGACUCUGCCAUCAGGUGCUUCAUCUAAAACUGGAAAAGGACAGGAGGAGCUCGCACUCAGAGGACGAGGAUCAAACAGAAGAACCACAGGCACACAUCACCCAACAAAGAAGUACCCACACAAAGUCUGGAUCCAAAGCCUGCGUUCCGUCUCGCCCCCAACGAGCAAGAAGAACAAAGAAACAAGAGAAAAGAAGUGAGAGGGAGGAGGGAGAGGAGGGGAAGAAUGUUGAUGGAGAAGAAGAUAGAACAAAGGAGAGAGAGCUGCUGACUCAGCUGAGCUCUUUAGCUUGGGAGGGAGUCAAAGCGAGUUCCUCCAUCCUCCCUGCAGGACGCAUAGCCAAGAAACUGAGGGCGUUCGGCCAGAGGACCGGGCUCUUCCUCUCCUCCCACCUGAGGAGAAAGGAAGUGAUCUCAAGUGAAGGAAUAGAGGGAGGAGAAGAAACUGGAAAUGGGGAAAAGACUGCAAACAAAGGGAGUCCUGAAUCCAAUGGUGACCUCUUUCUGUCGUGGGCGAACCCUUUCCUUCAGAGUUACCUGGCGGGGGUCCACCUGUCUCUGUCCAGGACUGUAUCAGACCGGUCUUUUCUCCAGACCCUCCCGUUCCAAUCCGGUCCAAAGGGGCGCCGACGACCUCAGAGAGAGGAGCUUGAGCUCACUCAGCGUUUCGCCGUCGGGCUCUUGUUCCACCAACGCACAGAGCUGCAGAGACUUCACUCCUACACGCAGCCGGCUUUCAGAGACAUGCUGGACAACAAGCAGGCUCUGCUACGUAAACACCUCGAGGGUCUCUCUCACGCGGACCUGACCCCUGCUCAGGUCCUGGAGGCCUGUCACUGUGUGUACGAAGCGAGUAACGGCAGCACGGACAGCGGCGGCUCGGCGUUAGUCUCUCACCUCGCUGCGAAUCUUCCAGAAGUCCUGACUUUUCACGGGGUUCCUCUGACGCCCCCCGACGUGUUCACCAUGCAGAGCGUUCUGGAGAGGGGACGGUCUGAGGGGAGACGGUUCUGUUUGGAUCUGGAGAACUCUGGGAUUCAGAUCUCGGGGCUGAGAGCUCUGGUGGGGCUGGACAACAUCAACACAUACAGAGCGUGCAUCGCUGAUGUCAUCACGUUUUGGGAGCAGCUGGCGCAGAGCGGCGAAGAGGAGCUCCUACGAGGGGCCGUCUCCAGAUUCAAGAUCCAUCCUCUGAAAGCCACCCAGGUGUGCCACAUAGAGCAGCUGGCUUCUCUGGUGAACAUACACAGGCAUGGGAGGCUGUCAGACAGUUUCAGCCAAUCAGAUUCCAUCUUAGCCGAGGGAGUUCCAGCCGUCAAAGAGCUGCACAAGCUGGAGUUUGAUCUUGGCCCUGAAAACGGUCCGCUGGCUCUCCCCAAGCUGUGGGAGCUCCUGCCCGGUCUAGAGAACCUGCAGCACUUGGAUCUAGAGAACAGUAAAGUGGGGGACAAAGGAGCAGAGAAGCUGGCUGAUGCUUUAGUCUCACUCAGUCACCUGGAGAAACUCAAUCUUUCACAAAACUGCAUAGGGGACCACGGAGUGACUAAACUAGCGACCGCUCUGAGGGACCUGCCCAAGCUGCACUGUUUAAGCCUCUACAGUAAUGUGAUCUCUGAUGAAGGGGCAGAGAGUUUAGCGUCCGUCCUCCCACACAUGGCCUCCCUCACAGAGCUCGAUGUGAAGUACAACAAGCUCACAGAUGUCGGAGCUCAGAGUCUUGCGGCGCGUCUGAAGAGCUGUAAGAACAUGAAAACCUUAAGGAUGUGGAACCAGUGCAUUCCAUACGGGGUGUUUGAGCGGCUCCAGCAGCAGGACAGCAGAAUCGAAUGGCAUUAGAGCCGCGUGAACAUCACCUGCAUCCUCUCCUGCUGAUCACACUACAUGAUGUAGAGUUACCAGAGCAUGCAUGCUUAUGACUCAAACACCACAAAACAAACACCAAACACUCCUCUGCUGCUACAUUCAUCAAUCGUCUCACCUGAUUCCUGUACAUAUUGCUCUCAGUGCUGCAGGACCAAACUACGUCUGUGCUCCCAGGAGGACACAGAGAUAAUUACAGAUGUGUAUGAAUUUACUUUACUGGUUGGUACAUAUUCAAAAGCAACAUUUGCACUAUAAGAUUUGACCCAAUGUUGUCUCUUUGCGCCAUUUACAGAUCUGUGCACUCCUGUCUGAACUUACAUGUCUUUUGAUUUGCACCUUUUUAGACAUCUUAACAAAGACGGCACUUUAAUAUAAUAAAUAUGUUUUACUUUCUUA